CCUCUCUAUUUAUUCACACACACUCUCCCUCAAGUGUCUCAUCAAAUCAUUAACAUCUCCGCUUCAUCUUCUUCUUCGCUCCCCCGAUAACUUCGAUAUCGAAUUAAGGAGGAGAAGAAGGAGAAGACAAAGAAGAUCUCGUCGCAGCAGUGACCGAUAUUCCUUGAUAGAAAAUCCACCAGCUGCAAAAGUGACCAAUUCUUCGAUCAUGUCUCGUUCUCUCCAAAGCUUUAAGUUUGUCUCUUCCGUUGUCCUCGACGGAGCCGCCGCCGCUAUCGCCAGGCGGGGAUUUGCAGCUGCUGCGGUGGCAGAGGGAGGAGCUGCUGCGUCUAGCAGCGUGAGGAUCGGCGGGGCGAGGAGCAGUGCUGCCUUGAAGAGAAGCGGAGAGGAGAAAGUGAAGUCUGUGGAGAAGGUGUCGUGGGGACCCGACCCGAAGACCGGAUACUACAGGCCUGAGAGCGCCACAGCGGAGAUCGACGUGGUCCAGCUGCGUGCCACCCUGCUUAAGCACAGCACCUGAGUACACCGGCUUCGGAUGGAUUGGGAAAACGGGUGAAAUUAUUACAUGAGCUCAGUCCAUCACGAUAUAGCAUUCGACUGAGCCGAUCAUAAGCUGACACAAUAUCUUAUGAUUAUGAUCCAACUGGUUCCAACAAUGAAUACUUGCUAGUAGACGUGUGUACGAGGUGGGACUGAAUUCGAGUAAUAAUUUCUCGUAUUAUAACCAGAUUCAAAUUUACAAUUCUGUCCUCCUA
This is a messenger RNA of Punica granatum (pomegranate), 755 nucleotides long. The record is from RefSeq and is a predicted model, not a curated record. Lineage: Eukaryota; Viridiplantae; Streptophyta; Magnoliopsida; Myrtales; Lythraceae.